AUGCAGCUGGACGUUUUCCAUUGCGGCAUCGGGAUCUCGGCUUUUGCAAAGGCCAAGUUGUGGCAGCAUUCCGUGCAGUUGCUGCACGUGAUGCCCAAGCUGAAUCCGUCACCGAACAGCAUCUGCUACGCCUCGGCGAUCUCGGCCUGUCAGAAGGGAGAGCAGUGGCAGCUCGCGAUGGAGGUCUUCCAGGCCCAGAAUGUGGCCAGCGUGACGCCGGAUGCGGUGGGCUAUGUCGCGGCGAUCACUUCCUGUGAGAAGGGCGCUCUUUGGCAAGAAGCCUUGCAAUGCUUCGAGCAGCAGCAACGGCUGAGCCCUCCCAAUGCCAUCAGCUUCAAUGCCACCAUCAGCGCAUGUGGCAAGGCUUCCCAGUGGCAGGCCGCGCUACAGCUUUUUGCUGUCAUGCCUGCGUCGAAGCUGCACAGAGAUCUCGUCAGCUUCAGUGCCACAACCACGGCCUGUCAGAACAGCGCCCAAUGGCAGCUGGCUGUGGCGCUCUGGGAGGCGAUGGAUCAGUCGGCCAUCGCCCCCGACACCGUCAGCUGCAGCGCGUACAUCAGCGCUUGUGGAAGGUCAGGGCACUGGCGCAUGGCGCUGCAGGUCUUCGGCUCCAUGUUGGAGCGCCGCAUCGCGCCCAACGUCAUCAGCUACAGCGCCGCCAUCAGCGCUUGCGAGAAGGGGGCCGUUUGGCCCUGUGCUGUGGAGCUGUUCCACAGCAUGGCCGAUGAUGCUGUGGCUCCCAAUGCCAUCAGCUGCAACGCGACGCUGAGCGCCCUGGAGAAGGCCUCGGAGGCCCGGCUGCAACGGCCCAGGCCGACUGGAGCUGGAGAUCUUUGCGAGCUUUAUGGCUGA
Molecule: messenger RNA, 852 nt
Organism: Symbiodinium natans
Lineage: Eukaryota; Dinophyceae; Suessiales; Symbiodiniaceae
Source: the annotation of a GenBank genome assembly